Molecule: messenger RNA, 955 nt
Organism: Astyanax mexicanus (Mexican tetra)
Lineage: Eukaryota; Metazoa; Chordata; Actinopteri; Characiformes; Acestrorhamphidae
Gene: adi1
Product: acireductone dioxygenase 1
Exons: 4
Coding region: 89-634 (181 amino acids)
Molecular function (GO): acireductone dioxygenase [iron(II)-requiring] activity
Source: RefSeq, a predicted model, not a curated record
UUUUUUGUACACGGUCAGAUCACGCUGUUUCAGAGACAGUGCUAAACUGAAGCUCUACUAAAAGCUGGGUGUUUUGGCAGGUUUGUGAAUGAUGUCUGUAAUAGAGGCCUGGUUUAUGGACGAGUCCAGUUCGGAUCAGCGGCUCCCUCACAGACUGGAGCCGAACCAGCCCGUCAGUCUGCAGGAGCUGCAGAAGAUCGGAGUUUUCUACUGGAAGUUAAAUGCUGACAUCUAUGAAAGUGAUCCUGAGUUACAAAAGAUCCGUGAAGAUAGAGGUUACUCGUACAUGGACAUUAUAACCAUCCAUCCGGAUAAGCUGCCAAAUUAUGAGGAUAAACUGAAAAUGUUCUAUGAGGAACAUCUGCACCUGGACGACGAGAUCCGCUACAUCUUGGAAGGAAGAGCGUACUUUGACGUCAGGGACCAAAAUGACCGCUGGAUACGAAUUGCUAUGACCAAGGGAGACCUGAUCACACUACCAGCAGGAAUUUACCACAGAUUCACCCUGGAUGAGACAAACUACACUAAAGCCAUGAGGCUGUUUGUUGGAGAGCCAGUGUGGAAGGCUUACAACCGCCCAGCUGAUGAGUUUGAAAUUCGCCAGAAGUACGUGCAGUCACUGAAGUGCCGCUAAGCUGCAAAUAAUACCUGAAGAGACAUGUUCUUAAGAUCUAUGCCCUAUGCAAUUCCUCAAUAAUCCUACACUAAUAUCAGUAUUCAUAGUGCCUUUAUUUUUAGAUGAUUAAAGUACACGAUCAAUUUACAAUUAUGAAGACUGUCAGGGCAGUGCUAUUUGUAGCUUUAGUGACUCUUUAGUAAGACAUUUGAAACUGAAACUCUGUCAUAGUGAGGUGCAAAUGAAACUACUGCACACCUGCUUCUGUAGUGUUAUAGUGUCUUAAACUUUUAAUGAUCAGAUUUUAACAAAUUGAAAUAAAGUUUCAGUUUCUUUUUU